Messenger RNA from Nematolebias whitei (Rio pearlfish), 1881 nucleotides. RefSeq names its product PIF1 5'-to-3' DNA helicase homolog (S. cerevisiae) (gene pif1). The record is from RefSeq and is a predicted model, not a curated record. Gene Ontology annotation, molecular function: DNA helicase activity; ATP hydrolysis activity. Gene Ontology annotation, biological process: DNA repair; telomere maintenance. The transcript has 14 exons. Lineage: Eukaryota; Metazoa; Chordata; Actinopteri; Cyprinodontiformes; Rivulidae.
AUGUUGUCAGCGGAGGACGGGGCCCAGCUGCGGUGCUGUGUGACGGUGGAGCAGCUGGACGGCUCCGGACAGGCCGCCCGGAGGCAGAUCAUCCGGAAAGCCUCCGUCGUUCUGGGCCGCAAUGAGUUCCAGGAGCUGGUCCUCCGGGUGCAGGACGGGGCGGUGGCGCACUCUUACCCCCUGAAGGACUUCCGCCUCUUCACCAAGUUCGCGGGCGACGGGAAGUGCACGGUGAGGCUGCUCCCCGACAACACCCAGCUGCUGAUCUCCAACUGUCCGCCCGACCGGGUCAGGCUCUUCCUGAAGACGCUGAGCAUCAAGCACCAGGCCGGGCUGAGCGGCAAGCCUCUGAGCCACCGGGACAAGCUGCGGGCCGCCCUGCCCCGCAGCUUCGACACCGUCAGCCCCCUGCAGCAGAAGGACCUCCAGCACGUGCACGAGCUGCGGAGCAGGGCGGAGGCGGCCGGACAGCUCAAACGGUCCCGGAGCCACUGCAGCUCCAGCCCGGUGAAGGCCACCCCCAGGAAGAGGAGGCCCGUGUUGUCUCUGCCGGCGCGCAGGCUCACCACAGAGCAGGCUGCAGUCCUCAGCGCCGUGCUGAGCGGCAACAACGUCUUCUUCACUGGAAGUGCAGGUACAGGAAAGUCCUUCCUGCUCAAGAGAAUUAUGGGAUCUCUGCCACCUAAAAGCACUUUUGCGACAGCGAGCACAGGAGUGGCUGCGUGUCACAUCGGAGGAACAACGCUGCACAACUUUGCCGGUAUCGGCUCCGGCUCGGCUCCUCUGGAGCAGUGUAUCGAGCUGGCACAGCGGCCCGGCGUGCUGCGCCACUGGACCUCCUGUCGUCACCUCAUCAUCGAUGAGGUCUCCAUGGUGGACGCUCAGUUCUUUGACAAGCUGGAGUGUGUUGCCAGGUCAGUGAGGAGGUCGACGCAGCCGUUCGGGGGCAUCCAGCUGAUCGUUUGUGGCGACUUCCUUCAGCUGCCUCCUGUUUCUAAAGGAAAAGAAAAGGCCAGAUUCUGCUUCCAGGCCAGGAGUUGGAGAAAAGUCAUCCAAGUCAACAUGGAGCUAACGGAAGUGCGGAGGCAAACGGACCAGAACUUCAUCUCCCUCCUGCAGGCAGUGAGAGUGGGCAGGGUGACGGCGGAGGUCACAGACAAGCUGAAGGAAAGUGCGUCCCAUCAGAUAGAGAGGGACGGGAUUCUGGCCACCAGGCUGUGCACACACAAGGACGACGUGGAGCUCACGAAUGAGAACAAACUCGCGCAGCUUCCAGGGUCGAUGCGGGUCUUUGAGGCUCUGGACAGUGACCCAGACCUGGUGAAGACCCUCGACAGUCACAGCCCAGUCAGCAGACUGAUCCAACUCAAAGUGGGAGCUCAGGUCAUGUUGACAAAAAACCUGGACGUUGGCCGAGGUCUGGUGAACGGAGCGCGGGGAGUUGUUGUAGCUUUUGAGUCUGGAACACACGGUGUACCAACACCACAUUUUAUGUGUGGGGUGGCUCAGGUGCUGAGAUCACAGCGGUUCAUAACUUUUUCACACAACCCACUUCAUAAUAUUCAAAAUAAUCCUUGAAUUAAAUUAAUUUAAUUAAAUUUGUGUUUUGUUUUAAAGGGAAUGACUCUGGACUGUGUGGAGAUCUCUUUGGCCCGAGUGUUUGAGAGCGGUCAGGCCUACGUGGCCUUGUCUCGGGCCCGGAGCCUGGAGGGACUGAGGGUCAUGGACUUUGACCCCUAUGUGGUCCGAGCAAAUCCAGAUGUUCUCCUCUUCUACAAGAAACUCCGGAAGGAGAGGCUGCUCAUGCAGGCUUCCAUGGAUGAUUAUAUCUGCAACAACAAAGAAAAUGCCUGAAGAAUGCUCCUGCAUCUUAUAAAACUG